Molecule: messenger RNA, 2547 nt
Organism: Aspergillus viridinutans
Lineage: Eukaryota; Fungi; Ascomycota; Eurotiomycetes; Eurotiales; Aspergillaceae
Product: GcvT family protein
Exons: 1
Coding region: 1-2547 (848 amino acids)
Cellular component (GO): mitochondrion
Molecular function (GO): protein binding; oxidoreductase activity
Source: RefSeq, a predicted model, not a curated record
AUGGCACCCUCACCACACAUUGUCAUCAUCGGCGCCGGUAUUGUCGGCGCGAACCUCGCCGAUGAGCUGGUCUCCCGAGGAUGGACCAACAUCACCGUCGUCGAGCAGGGCCCGCUGCAGAUGCCCGGUGGCUCGACGUCGCACGCGCCUGGUCUAGUCUUUCAAACUAACCCGUCCAAGACGAUGACCCGUUUCGCACAGUACACGGUUGAGAAAUUGCUUUCUCUCGAGAAAGACGGGCAGAAUUGCUUCAAUCAGGUCGGUGGCCUGGAGGUCGCCACCACACCGGAGAGACUUGAGGAGCUGAAGCGGAAGCAUGGCUAUGCGUCCGCGUGGGGAAUAGAGGCGCAACUCGUUGGUCCAGCCGAAUGCGUCGAGAUGUAUCCCCUUCUGAACGAGGAAAUCGUGCUUGGGGGACUGCAUAUCCCCAGCGACGGGCUGGCGCUCGCAGCGCGGGCCACACAACUGCUGAUCGAACGGACACGACACGCAGGCGUGCGCUAUCUAGAAAUGACGCCCGUCACGGGUAUCCAAAAGACAGGGAAUCGCGUCACCGGCGUGAUAACCUCCGCCGGAGUCAUCCGCGCAGAUAUCGUCGUCUCCUGCGCAGGAUUCUGGGGCGUCGAGGUGGGGAAUAUGGCCGGCGUGUCCAUCCCCCUCCUGCCCCUGGCGCACCAGUACGCCAAAACCACCCCCGUUCCGGGCCUGGAAGGCCGCGAGAUCAACCACCGCCCCAACGGACUGAACGCCACAUUCCCCAUCCUCCGCCACCAGGACCACGACCUCUACUACCGCGAGCACGGCGACGCGUACGGCAUCGGCUACUACGGCCACCGCGCGAUGCCCAUCGAGGCUGCCUCGCUCGGGCAUACACCCCACCACGUCGACGAGAAGACCAUGCCGUCCAGGAUGGACUUUACCGCGGAAGACUUCGCCCCAGCCUGGUCCGAAACGCAGAAACUCCUCCCCGCACUGCAACAAUGCCAGCUCGCCGACGGCUUCAACGGCAUCUUUUCAUUCACGCCCGACGGCGGGCCGCUGGUUGGGCCUGCCCCAACUCUCGACAACUUCUACGUCGCCGAGGCAGUCUGGGUGACGCACUCGGCUGGCGUGGCGCGCGCACUAGCCGAGUUGCUGGUGGAGGGCUCGUCUCGCAUCGACCUAUCCGAGUGCGAGCUCUCCCGCUUCGAGGACGUACAGCUGAGCCGUGGAUACGUGGCUGAAACCUCAUCAAAGAACUUCGUCGAGAUCUACGAUAUCCUGCACCCGCUGCAGCCGCGUGAGUUACCACGACAGUUGCGCGUGAGUCCGUUCUACGCGCGCGAGAAAGAGCUCGGCGCGUUUUUCCUUGAGCUGGGCGGGUGGGAACGGCCGUUUUGGUAUGAUGCGAACGAGAAGCUGGUUGAGUUUCUUCCUGCUGAAUGGCGGCCUGUGGGGAGGGAUGCCUGGUCGGCGAGGUUCCAUUCCCCUAUUGUGGCGGUUGAGGCGUGGAAGACGAGGAAUGCGGUCGCGAUGUAUGAUAUGACGUCGUUCCAUCGAUUCGAGGUGUCUGGGCCUGGAGGGAGGGAGUUGCUGCGGAGGUUGAUGACGAGUGGCGUGCCGGGCGUGGGACAGAUCGCUUAUACGCUGCUGUUGAACCAGCGCGGGGGCAUUCGCAGCGAUAUCUUUGUUACGAGACUCGGCGAGGACCUGUUCCAGAUCGGCGCAAACAGCGCGACUGACUUUGCGUAUCUCUCCCGUGAGGCUCGGCGACAGUGUCAAWAGUCUCCAACGCAAUGGGUUCAAGUGCGCGAGGUGACGGGACACACCUGCUGCCUUGGACUCUGGGGCCCUCGCGCCCACGAUGUCAUCCGGACGCUGACGACCGAUGACCUUUCUAACACCGGGCUGCCAUAUAUGCAUGCUAAGAGCACAACCCUCGCCGGUCUGCCCGUCACCGUCCUCCGCAAGUCCUAUGUUGGCGAGAGCGGAUGGGAAAUCCAAACGAGCGCCGAGUACGGACUGCGCCUAUGGGAUGCUAUAUGGACUGCGGGCCAACCGCACGGUCUUAUUGCCGCUGGACGAGCGGCCCUCAACGCAUUGCGGCUGGAGAAGGGAUACAGGACCUGGGGCGUGGACAUGAACAGCGAGCAUGACCCGUUCGAAGCAGGCGUGGGCUCCGCGGUGCAGGUGGAUAAACAAGAAGACUACGUGGGCAAGGCUGCCGUGCAGCGACUUGCAAGGAGACAACCUGUGCGUCGGCUGCGGUGUUUGACAGUCGACGAUGGAAGGUCGAUGGUGAUGGGUAAGGAGCCUGUGUUUUGGAAGAACAAGGCUGUGGGAUAUGUUACCACUGCUGCGUUUGGGUAUACGAUCGGCAAGCCUAUUGCGUAUGCCUGGCUUCCUGCAUCGAUUCAAGAGGGCCAGAGGGUGGAGGUGGAAUAUUUUGGAAGACGAAUUGCGGCUACGGUUACAAAGGAGCCGGUUUAUGAUGCUAACGACCGGGCACUUCUAGCGGGGGAGAGGGUGGCUGAGCCUGCGCUGAGGCCGUUAAGGCAUCUUCUGUAG